Molecule: messenger RNA, 2681 nt
Organism: Hyla sarda
Lineage: Eukaryota; Metazoa; Chordata; Amphibia; Anura; Hylidae
Product: keratin, type II cytoskeletal 6A-like
Exons: 11
Coding region: 182-2140 (652 amino acids)
Biological process (GO): keratinization; intermediate filament organization
Cellular component (GO): keratin filament
Molecular function (GO): structural constituent of skin epidermis
Source: RefSeq, a predicted model, not a curated record
AUGAUUACAGUAAAUUGAUUUUCUGAUUCCCUAGGCAGCCAAACCCACUUUUUAGAUGAUAUAAAAGGUGAGACAACCACAUAUUUGCACAGAGGGGCAUAGACUCCUUCCCUCUGACUUCUGCUUUUGUGGAUCAGCUUAUUAACUUCUUACAUUUAUCUUUAGUCCAAAAUUUAUCAAAAUGAGUAGGAGCCAGUCAUUUGGUAGUAAGUCUGUGUCAGGCAGCAGGAGCUUUACAGCUUCUUCACUUGGAGGAGGAGUAAGAGCCAGCUUCAGUUCAGUUUCUGUGUCAAGAGGAAUAGGGGGUGGAGGUGGUGGUGGUGCUAGUUUUGGACGUUCUGGUGGUUUUGGCUCUAGGAGUUGUUAUUCCCUUGGUGGAAGUAGGAGAAUAUCUAUUAGUCCUGGUGGAGGUGGUUUAGGUAUGGGCUUUGGUGGAGGAGCUGGAGGAGGAGGAUUUGGUAGUGGAAUUGGAGGUGGAUAUGGUGGAGGGGGACUUGGUGGUGGAAUUGGAGGUGGAUAUGGUGGAGGGGGACUUGGUGGAGGAUUUGGUGGACCUGGAGGAGGCUUUCCAGAUGGAGGUUUUGGUGGCCCAAAUUUUCCUGUGUGCCCACCUGGUGGAAUUCAACAAGUAACCAUUAACCAGAGCCUGCUUGCACCUCUUAAUUUGGAAAUUGAUCCAACUAUUCAAAAAGUGAGAACAGAAGAAAGGGAGCAGAUUAAGACCCUCAACAAUAAAUUUGCCACCUUUAUUGACAAGGUCAGAUUUUUGGAGCAACAAAAUCAAGUUCUCAAGACAAAGUGGAGCUUCCUGCAGGAACAGGGAACAAAAGGUGGAACAAGAAGGAGCAAUGUUGAGCCUCUUUUUGAAGCCUAUAUCAGUAACAUGAGGCGACAACUAGAAUCAUUAAUAAAUGACAAAUCUCGUCUGGAUGGGGAACUAAGAAGCAUGCAAGACCUUGUGGAUGAUUACAAAAACAAAUAUGAGGAUGAGAUUAACAAGCGUACAACUGCUGAAAAUGAAUUUGUGGUCCUCAAGAAGGAUGUGGAUGCUGCAUAUAUGAACAAGGUGGAACUGGAGGGCAAAACAGAUCUUUUGACUGAUGAGAUCAACUUCUUAAGAACACUCUAUGAUGCAGAAAUGAGUGAGCUUCAAGGCCAGAUCUCUGACACUUCAGUCAUUCUUUCUAUGGACAACAACAGAAUUCUCGAUUUUGAUGGCCUCAUUGGUGAGGUGAAAGCUCAGUAUGAAGAGAUUGCACAGAGAAGCAGAGCAGAGGCUGAAGCAGCAUAUGCCAUGAAGUUUCAACAACUACAAGAAACAGCAGGUCAACAUGGUAACAGUCUUAAAACCAGCAAGACCGAGAUAGCUGAUCUGAACCGUAUGAUCCAAAGACUGAGGGCUGAAAUUGAAAGCGUGAAGAAACAGUGUGCUAAUCUGCAAACAGCGAUCACAGAGGCUGAAGAACGAGGUGAGUUGGCUAUAAAAGAUGCCCAGAAGAAACUAGAUGAACUCCAGGCUGCUCUUAAAAAGGCAAAGGAAGAUAUGGCUAAGCAGUUGCGUGACUACCAGGAGCUGAUGAAUAUGAAACUGGCUCUGGAUAUUGAAAUCGCCACCUAUAGAUGCAUGCUGGAAGGAGAAGAGAGCAGGAUGUCAGGAGAGAUCACAAACCCAGUUAACAUCUCUGUGGUCAGUGGUACCACCUCAUACAGUAUGGGAGGAGGAGGAGGAGCAGGAGGCGGAUUUGGAGCUGGAGGAGGUGGAUUUGGAGCUGGAGGAGGUGGAUUUGGAGCUGGAGGAGGUGGAUAUGGUGCUGGCGGUGGUGGAUAUGGAGCUGGCGGUGGUGGAUACGGAGCAGGAGGUGGUGGAUACGGAGGAGGAGCUGGUGGAUACGGAGGAGGAGCUGGUGGAUAUGGAGGAGGAGCUGGUGGAUACGGAGGAGGAGCUGGUGGAUAUGGAGGAGGAGGAAAUGAUUAUGUAUCUGGAGGAGGUGGUGGAUAUGGAGGAGGAUACUCUGUGAGUGGUGGAGGAAGCGGAGGAGAUUACAGUAGUGGAGGUGGUGGCUUCAGCUCUUCAAGCAGGCAAGGCGUAACACUUAUCUCCAAAACAUCCUCUUCUUCAUCAUCCAGAAAAAUAAAUUAAAUCUGCCUUUACCCCAAGUUUCUUUCUGUCUGCUAUAUUAUGUUUUUCUCUCCUACAUGCCACACCUCAUUCCAACAAUAUCAUGCAGCCAUUGCCAUUGAAAACCACUUAUAUUUAUGACAUUUCAACAUAUUCUGUUACGAGCUGGAGCCCUCCUCCCAUUAUUGUCUUCCCAAGUGAACGCUGCCACUUCAGUUAUAAACUCAUCAUCACUGUUAACUAGUAGAUCCAUCACCAUCUAAACCACAAGCUGAUCCACACCAUAUAGGCAGUUGUAAUGAACACAUUGAUUAUGUCAAGAAGUUAAUUUGUUCAGUUAGAAUAUCACCAUUACCAUAAAACAUGAACAAUGACCGGUUAAGAUAUCUUCUGUUUACAUCAUCUUAGUGCUGUAAAUUUUGUUUAAUGUCAGUCCAGCAAACAGUAGAGCGCUACUAUAGACAACAAGGCUGGCUAUCAGAAUUGUCCUGUUUUUUUUAUCCUAUAGCAUCACUAAAAUACGUAGUGACACCUGUUUCCACUUGCCUUUAAAAUCUAUCUC